AUGAAUUAUUUAUUUAAUCAAUUCGAUAUUUAUCAUCACCUUAAUUUUGCAUCUUUAACCACCAUACUCUACAUUACUUAAAAAAUACUAAUAACUUCAUUGGUUCAAAAUUAUAAGGAAAAUGAUGAUUCAUAAGGUAAUUAUAUUAAUUAAAUAAGAUAACAAUACCCUAAUACAUUUUGAAUUAUUCAUCAGCUAUCCAACUUUACUAAUGCUCAUUAGUACCAUUGCUAAUACCGCAUAAUUAUUGUUUGCCUUGUUUUUGCAAUAGCUAUCAGGAUUUUCAUUAUUAAUUUGCUUUAUAUCAGCUUCAAUAAUUAAUGGAAUUUCAAUUUGGUGGUCAUUAGUUAAGUUAAGACGAACUUCUUACAGAAAAUCUAGAUUAUUGUGGUUCUUAUCGUAAAAUCUUCUGCUUGUAUUUGAUUAAUUAAUUAUUUUUUAGAUAGUAAUUUUUUUUUAUUUAGACUUUGAUCUUAGUGGAUUGACAAUAGGAAUAUCAUUUGCACUUUAAUUUGUUGGAAUAUUUUUAGGGAUGGCCAUAGGAUCAUUAAACAUACAAGAUGCAUAUGGAGAAUUUAAAUAGUAAUUUUUAGACAAUCCUCAAGCAACUUCAAUUAAAUAAUAAAUACUUUUCCAUAUAUAUUAUGGACUCUUGCCAUUUUUGUCACUAAUAAGAGUUAGUCAUGAAAUUGUAUUUAAUAAGCUAUUCAAUAACCCAUUUGAUUUGUUGUAUUUUGCUUUAAUUCAGUUUUUCUAAACAAGGAUUAUGACUUACAAUGAUGAAAACUGUUUAAAAUCAAAUUGGGGAAUUAAGAGUCUGAAAUUAGCCAAGUAACACAUAUAAAUGAUAUCAAUUUAGAUCUCCAAUGUAUUAUUUAUUGAUAUACUAAUGCCUAAUAUCCUUGAAUAGAGUAGACUCAUUCGAUUUUAAUAAUAUAAAGAAUAUAGCUUUAUGUGAUUUCAUGAUAUUUGUAAUUUCUAAUGGAGCAGUUGGAUUAUCAUCAAUUUUAGUAUAAAAGUAUUUGCAAGAAUAAAAAAAAUGA
Paramecium octaurelia is the source of this 1043-nucleotide messenger RNA. NCBI's taxonomy places the organism in Eukaryota, Ciliophora, Oligohymenophorea, Peniculida, Parameciidae. The record is from the annotation of a GenBank genome assembly.